Tribolium castaneum (red flour beetle) is the source of this 1996-nucleotide messenger RNA. It is a transcript of the gene PIG-Q, whose product is annotated as Phosphatidylinositol glycan anchor biosynthesis class Q. Gene Ontology annotation, biological process: GPI anchor biosynthetic process. Bases 510 to 1688 code for a protein of 392 amino acids. Gene Ontology annotation, cellular component: membrane; endoplasmic reticulum. The transcript is spliced from 4 exons. The record is from RefSeq and is a predicted model, not a curated record. Lineage: Eukaryota; Metazoa; Arthropoda; Insecta; Coleoptera; Tenebrionidae.
UUUCUGGUGGUUAGCUCCACUCAGUGUCCCAAAGUGAAGUAAGAAAAGAAGUUGUGAGUGUAUACAUAACAAUCAAAUGUAAGGAUACUCUUUGAAAAAAAAAAAAGGUGGAAACAGUAUUCGGAAUGGCCCCCGAAGGGCGAAUCAGUUAUUACAGGAAAGGAGGAAAAUAGUAAAAAUAAUUAAUAAUGAGAAUGGUGGGGAAAAGGUGUUAGCUCCAUGCGCACAGCGAUUGUCUGGUCGACUGCAAUAUUCAUGGUGCCAGCACCAUUUUUAGUCCAUUUAUAAAUAUGUCUUCACCGACAUAUUAUUUUAUUGAACAACGUGUGCUGUCAAAAUUAUAUGUUAACUUGAACCAAUUACCGACCCAAGGUCACAGAUGAGGUGCCUUAAUAUUCUAUGGCCUUAAUCUGUGCCACAGAAUAACAGGUUUUAUUUUAUCUGUGCCGAGUUCGCAUCACGCGCACAAACAUAAACAUUUUGACACAAAAAUUUGAGGUUAGUCAACGAUGGUGAAAAAUAUCCUCGUUUUUGUACCAAAUUCACUCAGUUUGAAUAAGAGUGGAUAUUUGGAGGGCUUCCGGCAAGAUUACGAUGAAAGUGAAGCUUAUUACAUUACUUGUGAUGUCACAGUUAAACAAACAAGAAAUGUUAUCGGUUUUUUGGGCAACGACGUGACCACCAAAAUGAAAAAUGUUGACUUUAAGGCCGUUCAUAUUAAUACGAACUCAAAAAUUAGUUUAUUAAAUUUCGGAAAUCUGCCUAAUUCGAGUGUGGUGAGAAUUGUUUACGAUUUUGGAGCGUUUCGUGAUUGUGAUGAUUUGGACGAUGAUCAGUAUGGGAUACAGUUUAAGUUUCUGAGCAGUCAUUUGAGAAAACAUAAGCGGAAAAAUGAAGAAAACGGGCGCGAGAAUGCCCUCACUUUUGUUAUUGCCAUCCUGGGGUGGUUAUUACAAUUUUUAAAUAAAUUUAAAUUAGUGUGGGCUUAUUCAGCUACGAUUUCACACUUUUCUGAUAAUUUAAACGCGUUUAAGUGGUUUUUUGCUGAAGUGAAUAAAGAAAAACGGGUGUCACCCAGAAUUGGGAAUUUUAUUUUAGCAAAAUUGCUUGAUUUAAUAUUGGGGAUAAUUUUGUUACGCAUUUUUAUAGAAAAUGAAAAUUUGAUCGUAAAUUUCAUUGAUAAUAUUAGAGAGACUUUAAUUCUUAAUUUUCGUCACCUUUUAAUCUAUCUCAUGGGGUCCCCUAUCGGUUUAAAAUUAAAUUAUGCUUUCAAUAAAUCAUUAGGAAGAUUUUUCUUUUACCACAUUUCGUUAUGGAGAGUGUUUUUAUUAACAAUGCAACCUUUUGUUAAACAAUAUUUCAAAUUGCUAGUCUUGCCUGGCGCUUUUGGAUUUUCUUAUCAAAUAGCAAUGCUUUCGGAUCUUAUUUCAAUUGCAACAUUUCAUGUUUAUUGCAUUUAUGUGUAUGCCGCUAGACUAAUUUAUUUGCAACUGAAAGGUUUACUAUCACUGUGGCGUCUCUUUAUCGGGCGAAAAUAUAACCCAUUACGGGCCAGAGUUGACUCUUAUCAGUAUUCGCAACACCAAUUAUUUAUCGGGACUUUGGGCUUCACAGUAUUGUUAUUUCUACUACCUACCACAACCAUGUAUUACACCGUUUUUGUGAUAGUUGGCAAUAAUGAUCGUUGAGGAAAUUCUACUACGAUUUCGGUAUUUCUUACAGUGUUUUCCCAUUUAUAUUUUUAUUUUAUGGAUGUUCAAGUCGCCAAAAAUGUCAGGUCCUGUCUUUUUAAAAUGUAAAAAAUCUAAGGAUGGAAUUGUAACACUUGAGGCUCAUUUAAAAAUGUUGCCCUUGUUGACCAGUUUGCAGACUUUCGCUCCAAACACGAACAAGUCAAGGACGAGUUUAUCUUGGAGUAAAAUUUUCACAGGCGUAUUACUUUAAUUGAUUUAUUUGUUUCUUGUUAUACAGUAAUAAAUAUUUGCACCUUAAAUAA